AUAAAGUUGAACCAUUGAUUAAAGAACAAGCUAAACAAGAUGAGAAACAAGAAAUAGAGCAAGAGGAAAUCGUUGAAGACACGGUUCAAAAUAUCACUAUUGAAGCUAAUGACACACUUUCGUCACCAGUUGGAGAAAUUAGUCAUGUGCACAAACCAAUCCAAAAAAUGGAUGACACUGAAGAGUUUGGAGCGGAAGAAAUUACCCAGGAUGACCUUGAAAUUCAACCAACUUCUGAAGAGAUCGUAAAUUUUGAAGUUAUCCAAAAGAAUAAUGCACCUGUAAUUGCAAACCAAGGUAGAGAAAUUGUUCAAGGUGCAAGUAAAGACAUACAAGUGAAGGAAUUAGAGAGUAAAAAAAUCAUGAUUAAAGACAAGUCCAACGAAAUAGUUGUCAAUGAUUCGUUUUCUACUAUAGUCCUUGAUGAUUCCAUUUAUAAAGAGGAUCAUGACACUAUUGAUAAAUCUCAAAAUGAAUCUCAUGAAGAUUCUUUAACGACAGAAUUAGCUAAAGAUCAUGAACAUAAUGAUUCGUUUUCUACUAUAGUCCUUGAUGAUUCCAUUUAUAAAGAAGAUCAUGACACUAUUGAUAAAUCUCAAAAUGAAUCUCAUGAAGAUUCUUUAACGACAGAAUUAGCUAAAGCUCAUGAACAUGGUACCUUUACCUCUGAUUUAAUAAAAGAUCAUGCCGAAACUUUAGUCAAUUUGAUGGAUAACGAAAAUGAUGAAAAAGCAUCUGAAGAAAUAU
Molecule: messenger RNA, 747 nt
Organism: Racocetra persica
Lineage: Eukaryota; Fungi; Glomeromycota; Glomeromycetes; Diversisporales; Gigasporaceae
Source: the annotation of a GenBank genome assembly